GACUUUCCAGCGCCUAACAGACUGCAAAAGGAGCUGAGGGGAGAAGGUCCGACGUUGAAGCGAAGUGACAGUUGACGCAUGCGCUGUCGCCACAGUCACUGACAGGACGAAGCUUGCAGGCUCGAGUCCAGAGCUGAGGCGCAGUCAUGGCGGCGCCGACCGGGGAGUUGCUGUGGCUGCCGCUGUUGGUGGUGCUGACGGGAAGCGGCGCGGUGUGGGGCUGGCAGAAACAGGAAAGAAUCUUGUUGCGAGAUGUUCAAGCCCUGACGCUUUACCCUGGUCAAUACACCAAUUCCCGGCGGACAUCUCCAAUUCCCCAGUUGCAGUGCAUUGGAGGUACAGCUGGAUGUGCAGCGUACACCCCUGAUGUUGUCCAGUGUUACAAUAAAGGCUGGGAUGGCUCUGACGUACAGUGGGAGUGCAAAGCAGAGAUGGAUCAUUCAUAUCGCUUUGGAAAAAUUGAAGUUAGCUGCGAAGGCUACGAUUAUCCGGAUGACCCUUACGUGCUGAGGGGCUCAUGUGGCUUGCAAUACACUUUAGAGCUAAGUAAAAAUGGACAAUAUAAGACCAACUACUUCAGCGGCAGUCACCAUUCUGCUACUGCUCACGAUUCAAUAGCUUCUGGGGCUGGAUUGGUCCUGGUAGUAUUGUUUGUAGUGCUGGUGUAUGGCGUUUAUAAGCUGUUCCUCUGCGACAACCACCCACAACCUGGUUUCUCUUAUGGUGAUGGGCCAUCAGGAACCUACGGGCUGGGUCAUCAGAACCCACCUCCACCUGGAUUUAAAUCAGGUUUCACAGAAGCUGCCAGUGGUUUUAGUCCAAAUUCAAAUUCAGGACCAGGUUUCUGGACUGGAUUAGGUGCCGGAGGACUUCUGGGAUAUCUAGCUGGUAACCGAAGGUCUCCUUCAUAUUCUCCAUACUACAAUACGUGGAGCAGUCCAGCUGCUUCCCCUCCUGGAUUUGGCCCUUCGUAUGGUUCUACAGUCCCAAGUUCAGGGACAAGAACCACCACGGGUUUUGGGGGCACAAAAAGGAGAUGAAUUUGUCUCCUCAUCCGUCUGAGCAAUUGAAUAAAAGCAACAGCAUCCCAGCACAUGUGAAGCUUGCUUGUUGGGUUAUUUGUAAGAUUCCAGUUCUGGAUUGAGUUGUAUAUAUUCUUGUAUCAGCCUUUUAUAUAAUAUACUGUAAGGUUUUAAGUUGAAACCUGUGGCGUGUUGAAUAAUUGUUUGGAAAAACAAAUAGAAAUUCAAAAUAAUUAAGAAUUUGUUUCAAUCCUGUUGUUAGCACUUAAGAAAAUCCUGUUGAAAGCUGUGGCUUGAACCUGAGUAAACUGUAGGUGAGUUCAAGUUAUCGCUGGCCUUGGCCUGGCAUCUCAUAUGUUUCUUUAGCAAAUGCACAUGGGGUACAAUCUUUUGCCUCAAACCAAGGGUUGUGUGGUGGGGCUCCAGGAUGCUGGCUGUGAUGUGGAUGUGACCGUGGGAGAUGGCUCAGUGAAACUGGUAGAGUGGGACUUCUCCACCUGCCCCUUCCCUGCUGUGGCUAAUUGGUAUCCAGAUUAUGCCCCAGAGAUAAAGAUACCCCCUAGGAACAGCAUGAGGAACACAAUGGGAUAGGAAAGGGUCCCUCCUGUUCCACCAAUGUAAGCAGGGCACUGCAUGUCAAAACAGCAUCGUUUGAUCCUACCCUCUGAACAUAGGUUCCUGUGCUGCCAUUUGCUCAGUCCUGAUAGUAGGGGCAACAUCUGUAGUGCCCUCUAACUCAAGGUAUGUUGUCGGGAAGAAUGGGCUUGAGACACAUGCCCACAAAUGCGUACGAGGCUUAGCGGAUCAUGAUUUUCCUUUCACAGAAGGAAAAAUCAGUCAUUUUCAGAGAAAAAAGUAGAAGCAAGGUGAUUUGUGUCCCGUCAUGCACGCGCCUUUAAAGACUCCGCGACAAGAGUUCUUCUGGGUAUAAGUUCCUCUCAAGAAUCAAAAGUUCCCUCUGGACAAAAGGGGAACUUUCUCUCUCAAAAGCUUAUACCUGGGAAAUGUUGUUGGUCUUUAAGGCAUAACUGGGCUUCAAUCUUGCUCAUCUAUUGCAGACCAAUGUGGCUACUUACCUGAAAUGUUCUUCAGAGAAAGAGCUUUAUCAUGUGCAGUACUAAUUUAUGUUGGAAUAAACCUGUAGAUUCUCAAUAUUAUGGGGUGGAUUCUGAAGAGGGGAUAGAUCUGCUGAAGAAGCCCUUCACUGAUGCAUCUAGAGUGACUUGCUUCAAGCAGAGACUCCUUCCACCCAAGGAAAGUGUUUGCCCUAGCAGAGUGGAUCUGUGCAAUCCGGCUCAUGAGCUGUAGUGGCUAGUAUGUAUGUGUAAAGUGCCUUCAAGUCACAGCUGACUUCUGGUGAUCCCAGCAAGGGGUUUUCAAGGCACGUGAGAAACAGAAGUGGGUUGCCAUUACCUUCCUCGGCAGAGCCUUCCUUGGUGGUCUCCCUUCCAAGUACUGGCCCUGAUGAGCUUCUGAGAUCUGCUGAGAUCAGGAUAUAUCCUGCCACCUUUCCUCCACAGUGGUUGUUAUAAGCACAUCUUUGAUUUGGCCUUAAUGGGGGAGACUUGAGUCACCUAAAAGGGUGAUCCCUGGUCUAGCUCUUGCCACAGGCAGCUAAUGAUUCUUUAUCAUUCAUGGCAUUGUCCAGCUAGUUCAGAGUGGCUUGGGUGAGAACUGUGAUCAGGGGAUCCCUACAGGUUUCCAUAUCAGCUGCUCAGGCACAAGACUGCUUCCCUGCAUGGAUCCUCCUUUCUUGAUUACAACAGAACGUGGGUCGCACAACAUAUAACGGACUACUUUUUGUGUUUCCCCCCCUGCCUUUGGCUUUGUUUCCUAUCUGAGGAUUGUAGUACCAGAUCUUUUUAAUAUAACCAUCCAGCCUUAAUCUUACUGAAAGUUUUAAAAAUGUGGAUGUUGUCUUGUUUUCCUGCUCCCCCAGUCUGGAAAUAAAAAAGGUUUGCAUUUAAAAAGUUCUAAAAUAAACUAGUGUCAUGCCUUUUCAAA
Messenger RNA from Sphaerodactylus townsendi, 3026 nucleotides. RefSeq names its product store-operated calcium entry associated regulatory factor (gene SARAF). NCBI's taxonomy places the organism in Eukaryota, Metazoa, Chordata, Lepidosauria, Squamata, Sphaerodactylidae. The transcript has 6 exons. Gene Ontology annotation, biological process: regulation of store-operated calcium entry. The record is from RefSeq and is a predicted model, not a curated record. Bases 147 to 1040 code for a protein of 297 amino acids. Gene Ontology annotation, cellular component: endoplasmic reticulum membrane.